Molecule: messenger RNA, 1508 nt
Organism: Cryptotermes secundus
Lineage: Eukaryota; Metazoa; Arthropoda; Insecta; Blattodea; Kalotermitidae
Product: syntaxin-18
Exons: 2
Coding region: 176-1162 (328 amino acids)
Biological process (GO): retrograde vesicle-mediated transport, Golgi to endoplasmic reticulum
Cellular component (GO): endoplasmic reticulum; SNARE complex
Source: RefSeq, a predicted model, not a curated record
CCUUGGGUUUGAUAGGUUAGAUGGGUUAGAUCGGUUAAAUGGGUUAAAUGGUGAUGCGUGUUGUGUCAAUGUUAACGACAGCAUGUGUGCGGUAUAAUGAUACCUCUUCAGUUUUUAUUGUGGAGUUUCGCUGCUUGUGUUACAUACUAGAUUGCGUCUUACGGUUUGAAAUAAAAUGGAUAUAACCACGUUAUUUAAGGCCUGUGUGAAAACUAUUCGAACUCGGAAUAGGGCUUUUGGAGUGGGCGAUGCUGACAGAAGCAGAAUCUUUGGAACCAGGACACAGAAGAGUGAAUUUACUAUUAGAGCAAAGGAAGUUCUUGGUCAGAUAACACGUCUGAGAGAUUUUCUUCUAGAACACAGGAAAGCAUAUUUAAAUUUUGCAAGUCAUCUGUCAGACACUCCACAGAUGACAGAUGUAGAACGGGACAAGAUAGACUUGGGGGCCCAGCGAAUUAUGAACACAUGUUCUUAUUUAAUCCAAGAAUUCAAGAAAGUGUCUCAGAAGUUGGAUGGCUCCGCACAGUUGCUGGAACACAGGCAAGCAGUCCUGGACCUGGUUGAGAGUUACUUAAAGUCAGUGUGCAAGAUUUACUCUGAGCAGAGAGCUAUACGAGUAAAACGGGCUCUUGAGAUCCAGAAAAUGUCAAAGUUAGAGACAGAGUCUAAGAAAUAUGGUGAAAAUUUUGUAAUAUGUAAUAGUAACUCAGAAAUUUUCCUAAAAGAUCAUAAAGAGAACAGAACUCAGAGUAGUCACAAUUCCAGCCCAAGGAAAGUGCUGGAGACCAACAUUAUUACCGACAAACCUUCACUCUUUUCAGAAGAUGAUCAGCUUUCCACUGAGGAGAUGCAGAUGUUUGAAUCAGAGAAUGCCCAGUUAUAUAAUGAACUGAAUAGUUUGACAGAGGAAGUGAAGCAGAUAGAAAGUAAAGUGGUGUGUAUUGCUGAACUGCAAGAAAUUUUUACGGAGAAGGUUCUGCAGCAGGAUAAGGACAUAGACAGGAUUGCAAGUACAGUAAUUGGAACAACAGAGAAUGUUAAGGAUGCCAAUGAGCAGAUACGGCAGGCUAUCCAAAGGAAUGCUGGUCUGAGGGUCUGGAUAUUGUUUUUCUUAGCUGUAAUGUCAUUUACCUUACUCUUUUUGGAUUGGUACAAUGAUUAAAAUCUCAGCAAAAAAUUCUCAAAAAUGUUUACAUAAAUAUGGUUCAUUUUAAAGUGGAUGUGCAGAUCAUUGGAGAAUAGCAUGUUUAUUCACUUCAUUUAAGGCAAUGAGUGUCAGGUGUAUAAAAUACUUAUUAUUUAUUGUUAAAACACUGGGAGAUGAUAGCUUUAUUAAAUCAUGAUAUUUAUAAUGCCUUAGAAAAGAAAAGCAUACACACACACAUUUAUGUAGUAAUCUUUGCAGAGUAAAAGGGAAACAUAUUUCUGUAAAUAAAUGUUCAGAAAGACAAGUAUGUGUGACUUGUUCUUUGCCAGUGUUUUUCUUCAAAUAAAUUAUACUCGUGUAA